Molecule: messenger RNA, 318 nt
Organism: Fomitiporia mediterranea MF3/22
Lineage: Eukaryota; Fungi; Basidiomycota; Agaricomycetes; Hymenochaetales; Hymenochaetaceae
Exons: 4
Coding region: 1-318 (105 amino acids)
Source: RefSeq, a predicted model, not a curated record
AUGUCGGGAGGGCGGCAAACGAAGGAAAAUAUGGAGGAUAAACGGCUCGUAAUUCGAAACGCACAUGUAGCAAAUAGGUGCUGCAUAAUAAGGCUGAAUUACGUGACUUGCGGAACUGCAUCCGAGGUAUUCCUGCACGGCGUGUUUCAACUCGCUCUCGCAUGGGGCAAGGAGAAAGCAGAAACCGAGGAGGCCUUACUCCACAUGCUAGUCGUCUCAAUCAGAUUAUCAGAAGAGUCUUGCCAAUGGUCCUGGAAAAAGCUUGUACAUGACGCGAAUCAUCGUGCAUAUGCUGCCAGCGUGAAGCACAUCUCUUGA